UAAAGCUCACUAUGUUUGAAUCCCGCCGCGGUUUGUUCGCGUUGAACCCGAACACACAGUCUGACCCGAACACACAGACAGAGAGGCUUCGGAAUAAAGUUCAUUUAACGCGUUAUUACUGCGCACACUUCGCUCUUCGUGCUAGCUUUCACGUGCUUCUGGCUAGCGGCGGAACCAUUGUUUGUUAGCAUGCUUGCUAACCUUCACUGCUGGUUUGUCUGCAGGUGUAAACGCACUACAGGUGAACAGGGACACAUGUCAAACAUAUCUCUUUAUAUAUCUAUAAAGGUGAACUUAAUAUGAAGUCUUUAAACUUCUCUUGCAGUUUAAAGAUAUUCACUUAACAAUAAUACAAACACAGAACAGCAGAUUCAUUUGUUAUAUAUAUUACUCAAAAUGAUAAAUGGAUCAGAAUUGUUGAUUUCCUUUAUGUUUAUACAGAAUAAACAAUGAUGUCAGCCGCCAACCAAACAUUAAAGAAGACUUCAUCCUGCUGUUGAUUCCUCUUCUUCCUCCUCUUCAUCCUUCUUCAUUGUAGGGUUCCAACACAUGAACCUGUGUCAUCACAAGACUUCAGAGCUGAUUCAUUGAGUUUCACUUUGAUACUCAAUGAAUCAGCUUUACAGAAAGAUUCUUCUUAAACGUGAACGUUAAAUAAAUGAUGUGCAGAUUAGUGGAUGGUGUCGCCGCCUGGGAAGGAGCUCCUCUCAUGAGAAGUGUUUCCUGUUUGUUUCCCUGCAGAAGAUGUCGGCGACUUGUCCCCUCGUUUCUCUUCAUUCACACUCGCACCAGCAGAGCAUCCUGAGCAGAUUCAACGAGCUGAGGAGGAGAGACGUCCUGUGCGACGUCACGCUUGUGGUGGAGGACGUGCACUUCAAGGCACACAGAGUCCUGCUGGCCGCCAGCAGCGAGCACUUCUCUGUCAUGUUCAGGGCGGAGCCUCAGAGCGGGCAGGCGACCUGCCGGCUGCACGGCGUGUCUGCAGAGAUGUUUGCAGCCGUGCUGGAGUUCAUCUACAGCGCGCAGGUGUCUGUGCUGGAGGGCGCCUCGCCGCGGCUCCUCGCCGCGGCUCGUCUCAUGGAGGUCAGCGACCUGGUGGAAGCGCUCACGGAGCUCCCGCGCUCUGCGGAGGAGGCUACAGGUGAGGAGGCGAAGGUAGACGCACCUGAGGUGCCAGAUCUGUCCAAACGCAGAAGAGGACGACCAAAGAAGAAUGUAGCAGAGCCGGAGGGGAGAGGUGCAGCGUGCGGGCGCUCCGAGGACGAGCAGUGUGCUGAGGCAGCGACAGACUCGCAGCCUAAAGACGAGACGGAUUAUAACCCAGGACUCCACCAGAGCCGGCAGAGCAAACGGAAGAUCAGGCCCCCCGUGAAAUACAAGAGCUACAAGGUGAGCAGCGACACGGCAGGAAGCAGAGAGCCGGGGAAGAGAGGCAGGAAGAGGAAGUACCCCCGAACGGAGGCUCGCUGCGACGACUGCAGCAAAGUGUUCAAGAACCACCUGUUCUUAAAGAUCCACCAGAGGACUCACACAGGAGAGAAGCCUUUCCAGUGCCUGGUGUGUGUGAAGGCUUUUACACAGAAGCACACGCUGCAGGUGCACCAGCGCAUGCACACGGGAGAGAAGCCGUUUGUGUGCAACGUCUGCUGCAAGGCGCUCUCCACCAAACACGCCCUGCAGGAGCACAUGAACCUGCACCAAGGUUACACACGUUACACACCUUGGGAUAAAUGUGGAAAGAAGUUUCACUCAGAAGAGGGCAACCUGAAGAGUCACUACAGAGUUCAUACAGGCAAAUCAUUACCAGAAUGUGUUCAGUGUCAUCACAAGUUCAUGGACACGGCUCAGCUGAAGAAGCACCUGAGAACUCACACAGGUGAGAAGCCUUUUACCUGCGAGAUCUGUGGGAAGUGUUUCACAGCUAAGAGCACGCUGCAGACUCACAUCAGGAUCCACAGAGGAGAGAAGCCGUACGACUGCAGCCUCUGCAACAAGUCCUUCUCAGACCCGAGCGCCAGACGCAGACACGUGUCGUCCCACUCGGGGAAGAAACCCUUCACCUGCUCCUUCUGCAGCCUCUCCUUCACCCGCCUGGACAACCUGAAGACGCACACCAAGUCACACAACAAGGAACGAGCGGCGCCAUCAGAGGAAGCCGCUGCGCCGCCGGAGGACGUGCGGAACAUCCUGCAGCUGCAGCCGUACCAGCUGCCCCCCAGCUGCGAGCAGGAGAUCCAGCUGGUGGUGACGGGAGACGACAUCAACUUUGUGCCGGGUCAGAACCAGGAGAUCCUCAUCACUGAGGGGCAGGCGGCGGCCCCCUCCAGACUCACCCUCCUCACCCAGUCGGCAGGAAAUGUGGCUCAGAGCGGCGGCGUGGACCCGAGCUCCCACAUCCAGACUCUGAGCGUGCUGGAGGGCCCGGCGCAGCAGCCCGAGCAGAUGCACGUCAUCACUCUGAGUAAAGAGGCCAUGCAGCACCUCCAGGCGCACCACGGCCCCCCGCAGCCCCUCCAUGUCGCACAGCGGCCCGUCCAGCAGCUGCAGGUGCUGCACCAGCCGCUGACCGUGGACGCCUCGCAGGGGCCGGGGGGCCGCGAGCAGCACGGCCAGGCCAUUCACAUCAGCAGCCAGAGCAGCCAGCCCAUCUCCAUCAGCCAGACCAGCGAGCAGAUCUCCAGCCACCACAUCCAGGGACAGACCUUCCAGAUCCAGGCAGGGACCGUGUCCUACCUGUACACCACCGGUGACCACAGCUGAAGCUGCAGGAGAGCUGAAGCUGCAGGAGAGCUGAAGCUGCAGGAGAGCUGAAGCUGCAGGA
Messenger RNA from Cottoperca gobio, 2821 nucleotides. Its product is annotated as zinc finger and BTB domain-containing protein 24-like. Gene Ontology annotation, biological process: regulation of transcription by RNA polymerase II. The record is from RefSeq and is a predicted model, not a curated record. Gene Ontology annotation, molecular function: DNA-binding transcription factor activity, RNA polymerase II-specific; protein binding. Gene Ontology annotation, cellular component: nucleus. NCBI's taxonomy places the organism in Eukaryota, Metazoa, Chordata, Actinopteri, Perciformes, Bovichtidae.